UGAAACAGGAAGUAAAUAAACUCCCUUCCCGCGCAGUUAAAUCAGUAGUGGGCUUCGCUAAAACAAAACGUCUCAAAAUGGACGAGCUGUAUUUGGACAACAUUGACGAAUUUGUCAACGAUCACGACAAAAUUGUGACCUAUAAAUGGCUCAGUCUCACUCUUGGAGUUCAUGUCAACACAGCUAAACAGAUGCUCUUCCAUUACCUUGAUCACAAGAGGAAGGAAAGUUCGGCUCAGCUCCACGCCACAUAUCUCGUGUCGGGGAAGUUUGUGGACAACGGUCACACCAGUCACAAGGUGUCAGUCGUCAGAGAGGAGCAGUUGGAAGAUUACAAAGCCAAGAUGAGCCCGAUUGUGAGCGUCCAUGUCUACAGUGUCCAGAAAGCUUUAUUGAAAGACAGCGGUCCCCUCUACAGCGUUGACUAUGAUGCCGUGAAAGACAAUCUCAAAGACUGCCACAAAUACAGCGCCAUCCGCUGUGCCGGUGCGGUUCCCAUGUCUUCUCUGGAGCUGCAGCAGACGAGGGAAAAGCAGCGUCCUCCUACACCAGAGCCCGAAAGCAAAAAACCCAUGAACGGCAUGAACGGACAUUGUGGUCUGGCUUCAAAACCGCCGGCCAAGCCGCAAAAAGGCAUCAUGGGAAUGUUUGGAAAUAAGCCUGCGCCGAAGAAUCAGGAAAGCAGCAAAGAGAUAAAGUCUGAACAGAAAGAAGACCCACCUGUGGCUGAUGAUUCCAAAAGCAAACCAGCUCCAAAGGCCAAUCACAUGAUGAACUUCUUUGGGAGUCAAACAGCAAAGAAACCAGAGAAAAAAAGCGCAAAGGUGGAGGAAGCAGCCGAGACGUCGGUGUCGUCGUCGGCGUCAGCGUCCACAGCGGAGCAGCAACGGCCGAGUUCACGAGCCGAGGAGAAACAAGAAGCUGCUGCAGUGGAGCCACAGAAGGACACUAAGAAAGACUCCAGGAGCAAAACGAAGCGGAUAAAAGAUUCUGACAGCGAGGAGGAGAAAAUGGAGAAGAAAAAGCGGCGAAGGAUUAAGAAACCUGUAUCAGACAGCAGUGACGAAGACGUCAUUCCAGAUUCUCCACAGCCCAUGGAAACAAAAGAAAAAUCACCAAGUCCUAAAAAGGAGGUCGAGUCUGUCUCACGUCCACAUGAGGGAAACUCUAACACUAAGAUAAGGAAGAGGAGACGAGUCCUGAAGUCUCGUACGUUUGUGGAUGAUGAAGGAUGCAUCGUCACUGAAAAAGGCUACGAGAGCGAAUCUUACUCUGAAUCAGAGGACGAUUUCAAACCCUCCAAACAAGCACCCGUCAGAGCGAAGCUGCCGUCGAGGAGCAAAGACGACGAGAAGAAAAGUCAGAAGAAAACGUCGGCGAACGCAAAUAAAGGAAGUAAACAAGCUUCUAUUAUGGGAUUUUUCCAAAAGAAGUAAAUGUGGGAUGAUGACUCUUCUACAGGCACUGAUGUAAACUUCGACUGACUCACGUGGACAAUUCCAGGACAUCAAAGCACUUCUGUUAAAGACUCGAGAGUAUUUUCUCAUUUUACUGUAUUUUACCAUUUCCUCGCUGUGAACACAUGUCUAUUCAAUAAAGAUUAAAACUUUGAACCUAAA
This is a messenger RNA of Mugil cephalus (flathead mullet), 1619 nucleotides long. It is a transcript of the gene pold3, whose product is annotated as polymerase (DNA-directed), delta 3, accessory subunit. Bases 78 to 1436 code for a protein of 452 amino acids. The record is from RefSeq and is a predicted model, not a curated record. The transcript has 12 exons. Gene Ontology annotation, biological process: DNA replication; nucleotide-excision repair, DNA gap filling; DNA synthesis involved in UV-damage excision repair. Gene Ontology annotation, molecular function: DNA-directed DNA polymerase activity. Gene Ontology annotation, cellular component: delta DNA polymerase complex; nucleus. Lineage: Eukaryota; Metazoa; Chordata; Actinopteri; Mugiliformes; Mugilidae.